Molecule: messenger RNA, 1473 nt
Organism: Diaporthe amygdali
Lineage: Eukaryota; Fungi; Ascomycota; Sordariomycetes; Diaporthales; Diaporthaceae
Exons: 1
Coding region: 1-1473 (490 amino acids)
Biological process (GO): carbohydrate transport; transmembrane transport
Cellular component (GO): membrane
Molecular function (GO): carbohydrate:proton symporter activity
Source: RefSeq, a predicted model, not a curated record
AUGUGGCUCCGAGAUAGUGAGGGCAAAGCCUUGACUGCUUGGAUCACAUUUGCGGCGGGCGCUGGGUUUACACUCUUCGGAUAUGAUCAGGGAGUGUUUGGCGCUAUUCUGACCAAUGAGUCUUUCAUCAAGACUUUCAACGAACCGAAUCCGACCCUUCAAGGACACAUAACCGCUACCUAUGAUCUUGGCUGCUUUGCAGGCGCAAUCCUCACGAUGUGGCAAGGAAAUAGAUUCGGCAACAGGCGAAUCAUUCUCAUGGGCUCCUUUAUUCUAGUCAUCGGAGCAAUUCUUCAGACGUCGGCAUAUCACGUCCCCCAAAUGAUCAUUGGCAGGUUUAUCGGUGGUCUUGGAAAUGGCAUGAACACCGCAUCAAUCCCCGUCUGGCAGUCAGAAACAGUGCCGGCUGGACAUCGAGGCUAUGUCAUGGUGCUCCAGCUGGCCGUCAAUCAGGUUGGCAAUGUAACAUCUCAAUGGAUCAACUACGGCAUGACGUUCAUCGCCUCAAACAGCUUGUCAUGGCGAUUUCCCCUUGGCUUUCAAAUGUUCUUUGCCGUUCUGACAAUUGUCCUUGUCCCCUUUCUCCCGGACUCGCCUCGGUGGCUCAUCAUGAAGAAUCGCAACGAGGAAGCACUUCGGGUCAUUCGUCAGCUUGGGGGCAGACGCCGGUCGGAAAGGGAGAAUAAUGAAAUGUUCACGGUCAUCCAACAGAAUGUCGACCACGAGAUGAGUAUGGGAAAAAUCACCGUCAAAAGCGUCUUCCAGCGAGACGCCCUGCACACCACUCGUCGGGUCCUCCUUGGAGCCGGAACCCAACUUAUGCAACAAUGGACCGGAAUUAACGCUAUCUUAUACUACCUCCCAAUUGUUUUUGCCUCAUUGGGAAUCGACCACAACUUAUCAAUUAUCUUGUCGUGCUGUAACGCCAUGAACUCGCUUAUAUCAACUUGCGUUGGGGCUGCCUACAUCGAGAAUGUUGGACGCAAGAGAUUGAUGUUCUGGGGUGCCAUCGCGCAGUCUCUAUGCUAUUCCCUUGUCGCACUUGGUCUCGCCCUUGGAGGCAAGCAAUGGGAAUGUGUUGCGGUGACCUUUGUGUUCGGUUUCAUGACGGCCUUUAGCCUGUCGUGGAUCGCUGUUCCCUGGAUGUACCCGGCUGAGGUCAACACCCAACGUAUGCGAAUCGCUGGCGCCGGUAUUGCGACAGCCACGAACUGGAUCAGUAACUACGCUGUGGUCCUCAUUACACCAAUCGGCAUCAACAACCUUGGUUGGAAGUAUUACAUCUUGUACGCAGUACUUAACGCUGCUUUUGUUCCCAUCGUCCAAUUUUUCUACGUUGAGACCGCAGGGCUAAGCUUGGAGGACAUUGAUCGCUUGUUCGAAGGACUUUCAUCAGACCUCCCUGCGAAUAGCGGUGCUCUUGGACAAGAAGGGGAUAAAGAAGUUUCCGUUGCACAUAUCAACGAUACAUGA